GGCGGAAUAUACACAUAUAUUGUGUGUGUGUAUGUCUGUGUGUGUGUGUGUGUGUGCGUGUGCGUGAGUGUUUGUCCCGCACUUUUUAUUUUACCGACGAUACAAUAGAAAGUCCGUCUUUAUAAUUUUAGUCCCUUUCAAAUGUCUACUAAAGAUGAAUAUGAAGUAUCGACUAUUGGAGAAGAAUAUACAAAUGAGUAUCGAAUUUUCAUAGAAAAAAAUGGUAAAGUUAUUUCACCUUUCCAUGAUGUCCCUCUCUUUGUUGAUAGUGAAAAAAAGAUUGUGAACAUGAUUGUUGAAGUUCCACGUUGGUCAAAUGCAAAAUUUGAAAUAGCAACAAAUGAGCCAUUUAAUCCUAUUAAACAAGAUGUUAAAAAAGGUAAAUUAAGAUUUGUUCGAAAUUGUUUCCCCUUUAAAGGUUAUAUUUGGAAUUAUGGAGCCCUACCACAGACUUGGGAAAAUCCUACAAUAAUAUCGAAUGAUACAAAUACAAGAGGAGAUAAUGAUCCUAUUGACGUCUGUGAAAUUGGACAAGAAAUUGGGUUUAAAGGACAAAUAAAACAGGUAAAAAUUCUGGGUAUCUUGGCUUUAUUAGAUGAAGAUGAAACGGAUUGGAAAUUAAUAGCGAUUGACAUUAAAGACCCCUUAAGUCAUAAAUUGAAUGAUAUUCAUGAUAUUGAAAUUUAUUUCCCUGACUUAAUGAAAGCCACACGACAAUGGUUUAAAAUAUACAAAAUACCUGAUGGUAAGUUAGCUAAUAAAUUUGGUUUUAAUGGUGAAUUCAAGAACAAGGAUUACGCCUAUAAAAUCAUUCAAGAAACACAUGAAUCAUGGAAAGGGCUUAUUGAAGGAAGAAUACCUUAUAAAUCCGACACUCAUCAUAUCAAUGUGAUGAAUGUAACCAUCAAGAAUUCGCCUUAUAAAUUGUUACAUGAUGAUGAUAAAAAGACAAUCAUGAUAAAGCAUCUAAAGAAGCAAUAUAAAAGAAAAUGCCAUGUAAAAGAAAAAGAUGAUAAAUGGUACUUUGUAGCCAAAUCUCAACUUUAAUAAAAAGGAGGGAAAGAAAUAAUAGCGUAUUUUAGACUAUGUAACUCUUUGAAGCCGCCAAAAGAAGAGAUUUUUCAUUCCCAAUUAAAGGAGAAAAAAAAAAAAAAAA
Molecule: messenger RNA, 1156 nt
Organism: Cokeromyces recurvatus
Lineage: Eukaryota; Fungi; Mucoromycota; Mucoromycetes; Mucorales; Mucoraceae
Product: inorganic pyrophosphatase
Exons: 8
Coding region: 142-1047 (301 amino acids)
Biological process (GO): phosphate-containing compound metabolic process
Cellular component (GO): cytoplasm
Molecular function (GO): magnesium ion binding; inorganic diphosphate phosphatase activity
Source: RefSeq, a predicted model, not a curated record